Molecule: messenger RNA, 1529 nt
Organism: Cydia fagiglandana
Lineage: Eukaryota; Metazoa; Arthropoda; Insecta; Lepidoptera; Tortricidae
Exons: 4
Coding region: 282-1529 (415 amino acids)
Biological process (GO): Cdc42 protein signal transduction; endocytosis; establishment or maintenance of cell polarity
Molecular function (GO): GTP binding; GTPase activity; protein kinase binding
Source: RefSeq, a predicted model, not a curated record
CUGCCAUAUGACGCGCUUUGUUCGUCACAGGCAGCUGCGUUCGCGAAGGGCCGUUUGUACCUGAGCAAGGUAACAGCAACAGGUCAUUUCUCCGGGCGAGGGGAGCCACCGGCCUCGCCGUCUCGCGGCGCUUAGUCGCGAACCACCCGCCGCGCCGACCGCACGCCCGGCCACGCUCCGAAUCGCAGACUUUCACGCGAACGACUCCAGCCACACCGAGUUAUGUGCGCUAACGCACGCUCCGAUAACCGUCGUGUUGGCUUACACUCGUGACGGCUCAAAUGUCGCCCAGUCUAGAAGGGAUCAUGUUCAACAGGAACGCGAACCUGUCCGCGCGCCGGCCGCUGCUGGCGGAGCCGCAGAAGCCCUUAGUGGUCCCGCCACGCGCGCCGCCCCGCGACACCGGCCCGCAGCGGCCGCUACCUGCGCCUAGGAACCUGCCCAAUCCCUACGAAUACCGACCAGAUUACUGGAAGCCCUCGAAUGUCGAACUUGAACGCAGAUUGCAGGAGACGAGGUCCCGGGAGAAAAUCAGUUACUUCCAGGAUAAGUUAACGCCACCGGAGCUGAGCUUAGAUAGGAGAGAGGCGGAGCUGGUGUUCAGGUUCGAUCCUCACGCGUCCGCGGAGUAUUUAUCGAACCAGUACCGCGCUCCCACAGUUCAGUACGCGAAGCCUACGCCUGCGAACGGGUUUUCUAACCGUCUGCCGGACCGCGACGGGCCCUUCGUAUUCGGCGUCCACAAUCCCAGCCAAUUCCCGAUCCCGCGAGAUCGUCGCGACGAUGACGACUACGACUACUCAGAAGUCGCCGAAGAGAAUGGACGAGUUAAAGAUGAUGUGUCCGAAACGAACUGUUGUGAUAAAGUGAACGAGUGGACGGCUCGGGACAAAAAGAAGAGUAGGACACUUAAUCGGAUGUUUCAGAUUAAAGGAAAGGUGAAAUGUGCGAAGAAGGAGAAGAUUAAGUGUGUGUUGGUGGGGGACGGGGCGGUGGGUAAGAGCUCGCUGAUCGCGGCGUACGCACAGGACGCCUUCCGGGAGGAGUACCAACCCACUGCCUACGACACAUUCAAGGUUGUAGUGGACGUGGACGACCGACCGAUCCGAGUUGAAAUCUGUGAUACUGCUGGCCAGGACUCAAUGUCCGAGCUGCGCGAGCUGUGCUACCCAGGCACGGACGUGUUACUCCUCUGCUUCUCUGUAGUCCGGCCCGAGACCUUCCGCUCCGUAGCGGAGCGAUGGACGCGCGCCGUCGCCGCCGUCAACGCCCCACUGCUGCUCAUCGGCACGCAGAGCGAUCUGGCGCUCGAUCCGAGAGUCCUGCAGACUUUGAGGAGUCGGGGCGAGCACGUUGUUACGGAUGCAGAAGCGAGGGCUUUAGCGGCGAAAAUAAAUGCGACAUACAUUGAAACUUCGGCCAAGACGCGCAAAAAUUUGAAAGACGCCUUUGACGCCGCCAUAUUGGCGGGGUUGCCAGUACUUCAAAGCAAAAGACCCUUUUGGAAGAAACUGCUUUGUAUAAAUUGA